AUGUCCACGUUAAGUGGGCGAGAUAUCGGUAGAAUCUUCACGUUGAGGAGGCGAGUCAGCACGAAAUUUGGCAACCUGUUUGCGUUCUCCGGGCCUGCGCCGGAGAUCAUCAAUGGAAGGGCGGCCAUGUUGGGGUUCGUGUCGGCCAUUGCAGUUGAGGUGGCGAGCGGAAGAGAUUUGUUGUCGCAGGUGAAUAGUGGAGGACUGUCGUGGUUUGCGUUAACUGCAGGAUUAAUGACGGUGGGGACACUGGUGCCCUUGUUCAAUGGAAUAUCGAGGGAGAGCACGUCGCAACCAAUAUUUUCAUCCACAGCAGAAAUGUGGAAUGGGCGCUUUGCUAUGCUAGGCCUCCUCGCAUUGGCCUUCACUGAAUACGUCAAGGGUGGACCGCUUGUAUAA
Cryptomeria japonica (Japanese cedar) is the source of this 399-nucleotide messenger RNA. Its product is annotated as early light-induced protein 1, chloroplastic-like. Lineage: Eukaryota; Viridiplantae; Streptophyta; Pinopsida; Cupressales; Cupressaceae. The record is from RefSeq and is a predicted model, not a curated record. The transcript is spliced from 2 exons. The coding region runs from base 1 to 399 and encodes 132 amino acids.